AUGUUGUAUCGCGCGGUGGUUCUACCUCGGAGCCAGCAUGAGCAACCGGUGCUCUUCUACCGUCCUGCCUCCCCCGGCUACGAAAUCGGGGGCCUGACGAAGGCGGAGUGGGCCCGCCUCUGCAUUGCACACCGCUCCCGCUUUGACUCUGCCUCUAGGCUGGACGCAUGGGAGAUCUACCCUGGAGCUGGACUCGUGCGGAGCAGCAGCGACUAUUCACUCAUACCGAUGAGCUACGAGUGUCCGUGCGAAGUCAUUGUGCCCGGCUGGACCAUCACCCAGAUCGAGCAGAAAGGAUACUCGGUGUGGCUCUGGCCGAACCAUCGCUGUCGUGCACUCGCCCUUCAGGUCGGCUUUCCCACCUCCCCGGAGAUCCACACCCUUGCGCUGUGCAGCUCUACCGAGGUCAUCCUCGUCCACAUCGGACCGUGUCCCGCGUUUGAGCCACCUGUACAAGCAAUAAGAGCGAGCACACCACGACAGGCUGGAUCCUCCUGGCACACCGGCACGCGGACCCCACACGGCACUCAGAUAUAUCCCGCGCUUUGCGUCAUGGUCGUCUUCUUGCCUGGGCCGAAACUGGUCAUUCGGGAGCGGGAGGAGGACGAGUACGGUGACCCGCACCAGGAGGCUUGCUGGAUGGACCACGUCGAUAACUGGGAGGGCGGGACGAAGGCGUUUAAGCGGGGGGCGACGACCGUGCAAAUCGAGUUCAAGUCGUGCCCGGGGGCGUGGACGCACCAGCAGCAACAGCAACAGGUGGUGCGGCGGCGCCCCGGUCGCCCUAUGUUCAUGAUGAGGGUGAAGGUGAAUCCGAACCCGAAGCGGACGGGUUCGAUGUCUGCGACCACAGGCACUUCGCUUCGGUAG
Messenger RNA from Trametes versicolor FP-101664 SS1, 870 nucleotides. RefSeq lists its product as uncharacterized. The transcript has a single exon. The record is from RefSeq and is a predicted model, not a curated record. NCBI's taxonomy places the organism in Eukaryota, Fungi, Basidiomycota, Agaricomycetes, Polyporales, Polyporaceae. Bases 1 to 870 code for a protein of 289 amino acids.